AAGGGACUGAAGAAUGCGUAGAGAGUUUGGUAUAAUUAACACAAGUCAGUACUGCUCCGGUUCCUUCCCUUUUAAAGAGGCAAACUGUUGCCUUUGCUAGGAGUUACUGCUUUGGGAAAGCCAACUAUGCGUACCGAUGAACUAAGUGCCUGAAAACUAUGCUGUGUGAAGAAAGCUCAUACACAAAGUAUUCCAAGCCUUGCUGUGUCACGGCUUAAGGUUUUUGGGCAACCUGAGGCUGGGGAGAGAAAAGCAUUUGUUUGCUCAUCCCAAAGUCUUUCAAGGAUGGGCUCCCUCUUCCAGCACCUGCGAGUGCUGCUGUGGAAGAACUGGCUGAGUGUCAAAAGGCAACCCUUAUGGUCAUUUAUGUUAAUAACAUGGCCUGUGUUUUCAUUCAUCCUUCUGGCCAUCAUAAGAAUAAAAUUCCCUCCAGAACCUCAACCAAACUGUUACCUUGCUCCACGGAACCUUCCUAGUGCAGGCUUUUUCCCUUUUCUCGAAACUGUGCUAUGUAGUUCAGAUGCCACCUGCAAACGCACAGCAUAUAAACCUGAGGACUUGCUACCCAAACUAAAUGGCAUCCCACCCCUAAUAAGCAGAAAACAGAGAAGGUCAGCUAACCCAGAGAAGGACAGCAAUCCAUCAUCCCAGACUGCUGAUGUUCCUAAAAGCAGGAAUGGAUCAUUGGAGUCGAUUAAUUCAACAUUUGAUUUGGAAGGCCAUGACAAAAAUAAGUCAUUAUCAGCCAGAAUUCAUCUCCUCAACAAGAUUCUCAGUCUGGCAGAGAAGCAAAAAUCAUCUGUAGCAGAGCUUAAAGCAGAGAUCUGUGAAGCUAUGACAACAAAUGUACCUGCUCAGUGUCUCCUUUGGGAAGUCUUUGGAAGAAACAUCUAUCAGACAUUUUGCUUCAACAAUAUGUCUCUUGUGGAGUCGUUUUUUCAGGAAUUCAGAUAUCAAAUGUCUAAAUUACAGAAUGAUCCUCAGUACCAGGUAGCUUUUGUCAAGGAAACAAUUUCGUUCUUAUCACUCGUCUCGCAAGUGCAGAAUGAAACAUCUCUGUGGAGCACACUUCUCUUGGCCCCAGAUAUUACACAAGGUGUCAUCAGUGUGAAGGACAUGGUUGCUGCUCUUCAGAACACAAGCAGAAAAAUAUUGCCUGCUGAUUUCAUGAGUGAAGACUGGGCUCUUGAAGCAGAUCAUAUUUCAAAAGAAUUCUCAAAAAGGAUGAACAUGACUUUGCAACUUCUCAAAAAUAUGCAAGAGAAAAUUAGUACUGCUGAUCUGAAAAACUUAGGGCUCUUCAGACAAGAAAAGAACAGCUUGAUACCAAGAUGGGCUGAGAUCCUGCAGUGGCAAAUGGAAGAUGGCAGAGAUAAUUCUUUCAAGGAGCUAUUAAAUAAACAUAAUAUCAAAAAACUCCACAAUAUGACAUCUCUUCUGCUUCAGAAUGGCUUCAAAGUGUUGCCCUUAUUUAACAAAAUGACCAAUGUUCAAAAAGUUCAAGAAAUCCACAACUUUGUCACAAGCAGCUGGAAACGGUUGUUUUCAAAUGAAACUAACUUGAAGGAAACAAAUGCAUGGCAAACCAUUCGAAUGCUAGCUUCUCACAACUUCCCUUACACCUCUGAAAAGCUUGAAAGAUACUUAACAUCUCUUCAAGAUGUGCCGUCUUUGUUUGCAAAUUCUCUGCUUAGACCUACAACAAUGGAGAACAUUCCCGAAAAACUCCUGACACUUCAAGAAAUCGUUGAUAUCAUUGCAAAUGUAAACACAAGUCAUAAUUAUCUACUGAUGUCUAUCAUGACUGGAAUGAUGCAGAAAAUCCAACAUUUCCUUGGUGAACCUUUGUGGAAGGAGUUCAAUACUUAUUGGCGUAUUGGUGAAAAACUGAGGUCUGAAAAAUGGAGUGACACAGACAUCAUUGUUUAUGGGCAGGUUUUAGGUAUUUUGCACCACAACCUGCAUGUUCCCCACAAUAGCUCAGACCGACCUUUGAAAGGGGAACUUGAGCAUCUGAUUCAGUAUGUCAACCACUUACUGGAAGAGCAUGGUGUUGAAGGGUCCAAUGUUACAAUGGCUUUAGAUGCCAUUCUGAAAACUUUACAUGUGUUAGAGGACUUGGAGGAAAAGUACAUGAAUGUUAAUCCACUAAUGCAAGUAGAUAAUGAAACUAUCCAAGGAUUAUUUCAAAUAUUCAAAGAAGGUGUAGAUAUACUUUCGGAUCCCAGGCUGACAGGAGCAUCUGGUAUUAAAAAAAUGGAUACCCUUCUCCGUUUUUCACACAUUUUGCUUUUGCAUGAGUUAUAUGGAGCCCCACAGUGGCAGAAUUCUUCAGUGGAGGCAAAUGUGUUGGAACUUUUGUAUUUAACACUGAGCCCUUUUCUAAGGGAAGACUUUCAGUAUAAGGAAAAGCUGGCAAACUGCACCGUGAAAGACUUCCAUCUCAUCACAGUUGAAGUGUUGUUAAAUAAUGCCACACUCAAGGAGGCCUUAAGAAGCAGCAGCUGCGAUCUCCUUUUUAUUUCCAUGGACUCUGAAAACAAAACCACCCACCAUCAUACAUUUGCUGAAUUAUUUGAGCCUGCACUGAGAAAUGUAAAAGAUCUGCUAGCUUCGGAUACACAUCUUAAAACCAAAAAGAAAUACUUUCCCAAUGCAUUUCAGUGUCUUGUGAAAUUGUUGAAACUUUCAUCGGGAUUUCUCUCCAAACUGAACAAUGCCUAUAACUACAAGAAUCCCUGGAUACAAAAGAUGCAUAAAAGCCUAAUAGCCAUCUCUAAUGAGCUGUCCCAAAGUAAUGAGACCUGCCAAGUACCAUUGUUUGGCAGUAUGGAUGUUAGAAAUGUAUCUCCUGCUUUACACAUUUUGAGCCAUUUUAUGCGGAAUGAAACGUAUGCACCAAAUGUCUCUGGCAAUCCAUCAGUCUGGAAUCAUGCACUUGCAUCUUUUAUUUCACUGUACAGGGAGCCCCGUAAGAAUGCCACUGUAUCAAAGCUGUUAGAAAUGAGCAAAAAUGCUGGUAAGAAUUUUUCCAAGGCCUUCAGUGAAGUUGCAACAGUGUUGAGGUCUAGUCAGAAUGUGACAAAUACAGAGCAGUAUGUUCAAUUACUAGAAAAGACCAGAAAGGCCCUAAUUCUUCUUGUGACAGGAUUGGCUCCCAAUGAAACUAAAAACUUGGAGUUUCUUGAAACUUUAAGUUGGGGAAUGAAAGCUUCCAAUGUGAAAAAGGCACUCGGUUUAUUCAAAUUACCCUUGAACACAACUUCUGACAUUGAUUACAAAACUUAUCUUGGAAAUAUUUUAAAUAUUUUUUCACUACCAAUUGAUGUCCUUGCUGAAAGCCGCCUCGACAUGAAUCCUUACUGGGAAGAAACCAAAGAGGCACUGAAGGUCGCAGAGGCGAUAAAGACAAUGUUGUUUUUGAACGACACCGAUAUUAAAUUAGCAACACUUUGGGAAACAAUCCAAAAAGUGAUGUCUUUUGCAACUCCACUCUUUCCUGAGAGCAUGCAACGGGAUUUUAAUGCAACACAGGAAACCCCAAUGCAGUUUUUACAUCUUUUGAUGAAUCCUAAUAUAACUACCGGAGACAUUUUGGAAAAGCUCUCAGCACUUCAGAAUGAUUAUUAUAGUGAAACAAUUAAGAAUAUGACUGAUCACUAUCCUUUGACCCCACAUGUUGUAAAAAUAAUGCAAAUAAUUCGAAAUGCUACAAACAAGUCAUGGGAGCACAUAUCAACUGCCAUUCGUGAACAGCUAAGAUUUCUUAAGGCAGAUAACAGAAGCAUAGAUACCUACACACACAUUUUAAAUACAUUACACAAAUAUUUAUCUUUACAUGAGAUUGAUUCUCGUCUUCUUUUCAAUCUAGAACUGGAAAGGUUUACUAGAAUUUUAUCUCAUGCUCUCAAAAAGUAUGAACACCCACAAAGUAACAUGUCAGAUACAAUUAACACCAUCCUUAGAAGCCUAUUAGAUCAGAAAAGUGUUGAACAUCAAUUUAACAUCAGCCAAUUCGAAGCAUUUUUUUCCUUGCCUAAUGAUAGUAAUAAAACCAUCCAGAGAAUGAAUGACAUAUUGAGGCGAGGGACAGUGAUACUUUCUGACAGAAAAUUGGCAGAAGAGACAGAUACGGGCAAAAUGGCUGCCUUGAACAAUUUUUCACACUUUUUGUUUCCAAAGGAGUUUGAAUCUUUGUUAGGCCAUAGUAGUUUGGUAGAAAGCCAGAUAGCAGAAAUUUUGCAUUUAUCAUUGAAUCUUUUCUUAGAUAUUAGGAACCAUAGAGAAGGAAGUGCUGAGAACUGCACUGCCCAAGAGCUAAUUGACACGAUACUCAAAAGGUUGUUCAAAAAUGGUGCCCUUCAAGAGUCCUUACCACAAAGCCGCUGUGAGCUACUUUUUACGUCCAUGGAUUUUGAAAACCAAACAAUGUCCAAUCAAACAUUCCCUGAAUUGUUUCAGCUCUCGAUAAGUAACGUAGAGCAGAUGCCAGAAUUAGCAAGUCUUUACAGAAACAAUAAUGAACAUUUUUCAAGUGCAUUGUUGUGCAUUAUCAAAUCACUGCAGUUUUCUUCAGCCUUCCUUUCCCAAAUGGACAAUCUCUUCAAUUUUAAACAUCCUUGGAUACAGAAGAGUUAUGAAACACUAACAGUAAUCUCAAAAGAGCUGCCUCCAAGCAACGCAACUUGCCCAACUCCAGUCCUUGGUGGUAUAGAUAAUGUACUUAAGUAUAAUCUUUUAAAAACUGCCCAUCCUUUUUUAACCAGUGAAGCUGAAUUGAACUGGCAAAAUUUUACUGGUAAAUUAACAGAUUACAAACAUUGGUCAGACUACUUUAGUCUACUGCGAAAUGAACAUCUAAAUCCUUCUAUGAAUGAAGCUGGGUGGAGUAACCUUUCACAAAUCUGGAGCCGGGUAUCUCAGUGGAACCUGACAGAAAAGGAGUACACACAGUUUGGACUGAAAUUGGUGGAAAGGGUCCUGGGUCAAAACAUGUCAACUCCAGACGGACUUGCCAGCAGUGUUUAUAUGCUUCAAAAAGGCAUACUUUUGGAUUUGCUGAAGGAGCUAAAAAGAGGCCUGGAUCAACAUUUUCUUUCAAAUCAAAACAAUGUGGAAUAUGGAUUUGAUCAUAUUACACAUCCUUUUGUCGUGAUGGUGGAAACAUUUUUGAACAAGAUGCUGCUUAUGAAUCAACGUAGACAGGCACCGCCCCCAAGCAAUUGGAUUGCACAGUUUCUCUUUGCAGAGUUUGAAAAUGUGUUUAUACAGAUGUCACCUAAUAAUGGCUUCAGAUCAUAUUUGAUUUGCCUAAUGAAUGUGACGGAAAAGCUAGAGAGUGAAUUGACAGAAAAUUCUGCUCUCAUGCUAAAGAUAGCACAGCUAGAAAGUGUUCUUUUAUCCCCUCAUGAUACUUACAAGAAAUAUUCAAUGGUUUCAGAAAUCUUGAUGUCAAGAUUACCUCACCUUCAAAACUUGACAUCACUCCUUUGUGACUCUGAGGUCAUCAAGUCAUUGCAGCAAACCUGCCAGCUUCCUGAUGUUAAUUUUGUAGAGUUGUGUGAUGAAAGUGAAUAUCAUAAGAAGCUUCUUCACCGUCUAGGACUAAGUGAUCAUGUAGUGACCAAUUCUAUUAACCGCAGAAGUGUUUCUGCAGAAUUCCAGGAAAUGUUAAUUGGGAAUCCCAAAAAACUCCAGCAGCAAAUUGUCUGGUUACAAGAAAAUGUGCCACAUCUUCAAUAUUUUCAGGAUAUUUCUGCAUAUAUGGCAUCUCUUAAUUCUAUAGUGAAUAUCACCAAGAAUAUAACACAUUCCAGAAAACAAGACACGUUAAUAAAUCUGUUCAGAAAUGAAGACAGCCUCAGGAACGAUCUCAGAAGUGUAGUAGGAAUGUCGGAAGAAAGCCUCAAUGCACUGCUGGAAAUGCCACUUCCAGAAAACAGAACACAGCUGAUUUUCCAGAUACUCCAGCUGGAGUUCUGCUAUGUUGACGUUACAGAUGCUAAGCCGGAAGUUGUAGCAAAGGAGUUCUGCAACUUAUCACUCACGGAAAGGGCUCACAAGUCUUAUCUUUUGGGAGUCACAUUUCUUCAUUACCUGGAUGUCUACAGCUUCGUGUACAAGAUGUUUUUCCCCAAGGAACUACAAACUCCUCUAGAUCAGGUAUUUGAUCUACUCAAAGAAUUGAACCAUUUCAAGGAAAAGGUUAUCUCAGAUGUUCGUCCACUCUUAGAUGCCGUCCAUUCUCUAAAAAAAUUACGUCAAUCAAGGAAUGCACCCUUCUCUAAGGCAUUUAAUCAGGCUAACAACCUGACACUAAACACUGGAACAUUUAAAACCCUCUCCAAAGCUUUCUGCAACCAAGAAAUUACUCCUUUGUAUUUUCAAUCUCUGUUACCUGAAUUUGAAGAGCAGAACAUUCACCAUUCUUCAGGACAAGAUGACCAUGUGCAAAAUAUUAUGAAGAAAUAUGGCAUUCCUCAGGAUUCACCACCAUUCUGCUUAUCAUUCUUUUUGGACUUGGUUAGAACACCUACAGGGGCCUUAAUUUGGUCUUUCCUAAAACCCAUGCUGCUUGGGAGGAUUCUGUAUACCCCAGACACUCCCGCAACACGAGCGAUCAUGGAGAAGUCUAAUUCAACACUUAAACUCAUGGCUGAUUUAACACAAAAAUCCCAGGAGUGGCUGGACAGUUCUCCAUUGCUCAUGGACUCAUUGGCUAUGUUAAAUGAGACCGUUCCUGUAGUAAAGAAUGCACUGAGGAAUCCUUUUGUACAAGUGUUCAUCAAACUCAUGGUGAAGUUGGAUGCUGUUGAUCUUUUACAUCAAAUUGAUGAGUUGGAUGAUAUACGUUUGGAGCUACAGGAUAAUGCUGACAUUAUAAAUCAACUUAGCAUCUUAGCAGGAUUAGCCGUAAAUGUCUCCUCAUGUGUCUUGUUCAACCGCAUUCAGCCACAUAAGACUGUAGAAGAAAUGGAGAUGGUGGCAAAAGAUCUCUUUUUGAAGAAUGAACUUUUUGCAAGUGUCAUUUUCAAGUUGCCACCAAAGAGGACAAGAGAGGAGAGAGAGAUUCCUGGUGAACUUUCCCUUCCACCACUAGUCAAUUAUACUAUCCGAAUGAGCAGCAAGAUUUCCCAAACAACGAGAAGAAUUCGAGAAAAAGUCUGGACUGUGGGCCCACAUAAUUCAGCAUCUCAGAGCCAAAUCUACAGUCGGGCAUUUAUCUACAUACAAGACAGCAUUGACAGAGCAAUAAUUGAACUACAGACUGGGAAAAAUGCAGAAGAAAUAGCUGUCCAGGUUCAAGCUACACCAUAUCCCUGCUACAAUAAAGACAUGUUCCUAACUAGUGUGACCUACUCUCUCCCAUUUACGCUGAUGGCUGCUUGGAUACUUUUCAUUGCAGCUUUUGUGAAGAAGCUCGUUCAAGAAAAAGACCUGAGGCUUUAUGAGUAUAUGAAGAUGAUGGGUGUCAAUUCCAGCAGCCACUUCUUUGCUUGGUUCAUCGAAUGUGCCACUUUUCUCCUGAUUACUAUCACCUUUCUCGUUAUUAUCCUCAAAGUUGGAAAUGUCCUUCCCAAAAUAAAUGUUGUGAUCUUGUUCUUGUACCUUGUGGACUACAGCUUCUCCAUCAUAGCCAUGUGCUAUCUCAUCAGCGUCUUCUUCAACAACACUAACAUUGCUGCUUUGGUUGCUUGCCUCGUCUACAUCCUGACCUUUUUCCCUUUCAUGGUCCUCCUUGUUGUUGAGAAUCACGUGAGCUUCUCAGUGAAGAGUCUACUGAGCCUGUUGUCUCCAACAGCAUUCAGCUAUGCAAGCCAAUAUAUAACCCGUUAUGAAGAACAGGGCAUUGGUCUACAAUGGGAUAAUAUGUAUGCAUCACCUAUGCUAGGAGACGACACUAAUUUCGGUUGGAUGUGCUGGCUAAUUUUGAUAGACUCUUUUAUAUAUUUAAUUCUGGGCUGGUAUAUUAGAAAAGUUUUUCCAGGAAAAUAUGGCAUGGCAGCUCCAUGGUAUUUUCCUCUCCUUCCAUCUUACUGGGCAGAGUGCUAUGGUUACAGCCCAUUGUGGAGUGAAAAGACGAAAGGCUAUCUUUUUACGGAUUUUUUCUUCCGAAAGCAGCCAGAAUUUCCUGAAAAGAUGUACACUCAGAGUGCACUGCCUUCUAACCUUGAACCUGAACCUACCAACUUAAAAGUGGGAGUUUCUCUUCAUGGGAUAACAAAGAUCUAUGAAUCCAAAGCAGCGGUUCAGAAUCUCAGCCUGAAUUUCUAUGAAGGAAACAUCACUUCCUUGCUGGGUCACAAUGGAGCUGGAAAAACUACCACCAUAUCUAUCCUAACUGGCCUGUUUCCUGCUUCAUCAGGCACUAUAUAUGUUUAUGGUAAAGAUAUCAGAACUGACCAGGAUAUCAUCAGGAAAAAUAUGGGAAUAUGCAUGCAGCACAAUGUAUUAUUCAGUUACCUCACAACAAAGGAACACUUGUUUUUAUAUGGCUACAUCAAGGUACCCCACUGGAGCAAGGAAGAAUUACAGAAGGAAAUCGAAAGGACUUUGAAGGAAACUGGAUUAUACAACCAUCGUCACAAACUGGCUGGCUCCUUAUCAGGAGGGAUGAAACGCAAGCUAUCAAUAUCUAUCGCUCUUCUUGGAGGUUCAAAGGUUGUGAUAUUAGAUGAACCAACCACUGGGGUUGAUCCGUGUUCAAGGAGAGGCAUUUGGGAGAUUAUAUCAAAGAAUAGAAAAGGCAGAACAAUUAUUCUCUCUACCCAUCAUUUGGAUGAAGCUGAGGUAUUGAGUGACCGGGUUGCAUUCUUGGAACACGGAGGGCUCAAAUGCUGUGGGUCCCCAUUCUACCUCAAGGAAACAUUUGGCAAUGGAUACCACCUGAUCCUUACUAAGAAAAAGGGCCCAACUCUAAAUGUUGCAGAAGAAUGUGAUACCUCUGCAGUGACAGCCAUGAUCCAGUCUCAUCUCCCAGAAGCUUAUCUCAAGGAAGACAUUGGGGGCGAGCUUGUCUAUGUGCUUCCGAAGUUUAACAGUAAAGUCUCUCCAGCAUACCAGUCCCUCCUGAGAGGCCUCGACAAUGGCUUGAGUGAUCUCCAUAUUGGCUGCUAUGGAAUUUCAGACAGCACGGUAGAAGAGGUGUUUCUCAAUUUGACCAAAGAUAUGCCUAAAGAUGAACAGGUCGAUGCUGGCUCAUCUAAAGAUGCCUGCAGCUAUACUCCAGCAAAUGAAGACUUCUCCAUAAGCUCUGAUAGCUUCACUGAAAGAGAUGAUCAAGCACUCGUUCAGCUCAAGAAGUCAAGCAACUUUUCUGUAUUGGUGAGAAGAUCCACUGCCUUGUUCAUUAAGAGGUUUCAUCACACUCGACGCAAUGUGAAAGGUUUCAUUGCUCAGGUCAUUCUUCCAGUGUUUUUUGUGACAGCAGCCAUGGGUCUAGGCACCUUGGGACCUAAGGUGGCAGAAUAUCCAGCACUAAUUCUCUCACCAUCCAUUUAUGGCUCCUCCAACCAGGCAGACUUUUUUGGAAAUUACAAUGAAACUACCAAUUCGUUAGUGGAAUCAUUGCUUUCUUUCCCUGGAGCAGAUAACACGUGCCUGAACAAUAAUAAUUUAGCAUGUUUUAAGGAAGAUGUGCCCAGCGAGUGGGUGUUCAGUGGGAACCAGAGUGCUCGGUAUUCUGUCUGCAACUGCACCGACGACAGACAGACUUGUCCAAGGAUCAAUAUUUUCCCACCUCACAAACGAACUUUCUUCUCCCGGACAAUUUAUAAUCUUACUGGGCAUGAUGUAGAGACCUACCUUCUUGCUACUACUAAAGACUUUGUGCAAAAAAGAUAUGGUGGCUGGAGUUUUGGGCUGCCUUUGACGAGUGACCUCCAGUUUGAUAUAAGACCAGUGCCUACUAAUAGAACAAUUACUAAGGUGUGGUAUAAUCCUGAAGGUUACCACAGUCUCCCAGCAUACCUGAACAGUUUGAACAACUUCAUACUCCGCGCUAACUUGCCAAAAGAGAAGUCUUCUGAGUACGGCAUUUCCAUCGUUGCACAUCCUUAUCCUGGUGGAGAGAGCCAAGAACAAGUCAUGCUUAGCGGUCUUCUGGAUCUCAUCGUGUCUAUGUGUGUCCUUAUUGGCUACUCCAUCACCACAUCUAGCUUUGUGCUUUAUGUGGUAAAGGAGCAUCAGAACAAGGCAAAACAGCUACAACAUAUCUCAGGCAUGGGUGUGAAAAGCUAUUGGGUGACUAACUUCAUUUAUGACUUGGUUUACUUUCUGGUACCUGUUACACUCUCCGUAGUCAUAAUUUCAGUUUUUCAGAUACCAGCUUUCAUCAAUGACAAUAAUCUAUUGGCUGUAUUCCUACUUCUCAUUUUGUUUGGAUACGCUUCAUUUUCAUGGAUGUAUUUGUUGGCUGGCAUAUUCAAGGAAACUGGGAUGGCCUUCAUAGUUUAUGUCUGCAUCAACUUGUUCUUUGGCGUCAACACAAUAAUCACGCAUGCAACUGUGUUGGAACUUUCCCAAGAAAAGGCAGAUCAGGGCUUGCAUGAUCUCGCCGAAACUCUGAAGCAUGUUUUUCUGAUGUUCCCACAAUUCUGCUUUGGAUACAGUUUGAUGGAAUUGUCAUACCAUCAAGCUUUGAUGGGUUUCUUGAAAGCAUAUGGAGUUGUCUGCCCUGACAGAACAUUUGAAUUGGACAGAACAAGUUCCAAACUUCUUGGGAUGUUCAUCCAGGGGACAAUAUUCUUUUCAAUCCGCCUCUUGAUUGAUGAUGGGACUUUUCAUAAAGUUUGGCAUAAGAUAUUGGAGUUUUUGUUUAACAAAGUACAUGGAGAGACACCACUCCAACUGGAAGCAGUGGAUGAGAAAGAAGACAAGGAUGUCCAAGCAGAAAGAGAGCGGGUCACAAUGGGUCUAACGGAUUGCGACAUGCUGCAGCUCCAGAACCUCACCAAAGUCUACCACCUCCUCCAUCGAAGGAUUGCAGCAGUAAAAAAUGUCAGCGUUGGGAUUCCAGCAGGAGAGUGCUUUGGACUGCUGGGUGUAAACGGGGCUGGAAAAACAACAAUUUUCAAAAUGCUGACAGGAGACAUUGGGCCAUCUGGUGGAAGGCUGCUGGUGCGCGAUGAAACUGGAUCUUUGAAUGACAUCAAUGAUUCCCACUGGUCGUUGUUUGGGUACUGUCCACAAGAUGAUGCCCUGGAUGAUUUACUAACUGUGGAAGAACACAUGUACUACUAUGCUCGCUUACAUGGCAUCCCAGAGAAACAUAUUAAAGGGGUUGUAUUUCAUCUGCUUUAUCGACUUAACCUGAUGCCCUACAAACACCGAAUCACCUCCAUGUGUAGCUAUGGCACCAACAGAAAGCUGUCAACUGCCCUGGCUCUUCUUGGGAAACCUUCCAUUUUACUGCUGGAUGAACCAAGCUCUGGGAUGGAUCCUAAUGCUAAGAGGCAUCUGUGGAAAAUCAUCACUGAGGAAGUGCAGAACCAAUGUUCGGUGAUUCUUACAUCACACAGCAUGGAGGAAUGUGAGGCUCUCUGCACACGACUGGCUAUCAUGGUAAAUGGACGCUUCCAGUGCAUGGGUUCAUUGCAGCACAUCAAGAGCAGAUUUGGAAAAGGAUUCACUGUGAAGCUGCAUUUGAAUAAUGAGCUGGAUAGCAUAGAGAAGCUGACACAGUUUUUGCAAUCAAACUUUCCAAACACACAACUAAAGGACCACCAACUGAACAUGGCAGAAUAUCAUGUUCCCUUGUCUGCAGGAGGUGUAGCAAACAUAUUUCAACUGCUGGAAACAAACAAACAAAUGUUCAACAUCAGGCACUUCUCAGUGAGCCAAACAACUCUAGAAGAGGUUUUCAUCAACUUUGCGAAAGCUCAGACCGGCCCUGAUAUUUUGGAUACAAGCUCAGACACAGGUUCAGAGGGCUCUAACCUCAGCGGUGAAGAUGCUGACAUAAUUGGUAUCUGCUAAGCCUUUGAAAUGGCUUUCCCAAUGGUUUCCCAUUGUUGAACUGAAGUUUUAUAUAUAUUUUUCAAGAGAGUUUAUGUAUUCAUUUUGUAAUCUUGAAUACUAGAGCCCUGAAUGGUGGUACUACAACCUAUACCAAAUUGAUCUACUACCUGUUUAGUAUCUUUUGGUUUAGAUGCUCAUUGAUUGUGUAUGGUAGACAAAGAUGUGUACUUGCCACUAGCAAGGUUGGCUUGUGUGCUUGGGAAGUUGCUCAAU
This is a messenger RNA of Anolis sagrei ordinatus, 12231 nucleotides long. Lineage: Eukaryota; Metazoa; Chordata; Lepidosauria; Squamata; Anolidae. The record is from RefSeq and is a predicted model, not a curated record.